Molecule: messenger RNA, 4665 nt
Organism: Xenopus tropicalis (tropical clawed frog)
Lineage: Eukaryota; Metazoa; Chordata; Amphibia; Anura; Pipidae
Product: atrial natriuretic peptide receptor 2
Exons: 19
Coding region: 1-2208 (735 amino acids)
Biological process (GO): cyclic nucleotide biosynthetic process; cGMP biosynthetic process; intracellular signal transduction
Molecular function (GO): phosphorus-oxygen lyase activity; protein kinase activity; magnesium ion binding
Source: RefSeq, a predicted model, not a curated record
AUGAAUUAUUAUUCUGAUUUAAUGAAAGUUAUAUAUUAUACAGUAGAAUGGGCACACAAUCCUUUCUCUCUGUUGAUUAGAGAUGCAACAUCUGCUAAAAGAUUUUGUGAGGAACAAGAGUGUCCAUCCAACUGGAAAGAUGCAAAUGGAGACAACUGCUGUGUUCACCAUGCCAAUAUUCACUCCUGUCCUCUGUCCUUCAUGGCCAAAGGAGGUAUAUGUGGACCUUGGAUACCAGACGAUGGCCAGAUAUUCACACAUACUAUAUCCACUGCUGGCAAAAUGACACAAACCAACUGGACAGCUAAGGUUGUCUUGGUUCAUGUUGGCGUAACUUCCCUAAUUGCUCAUAUCAGAGUUGGUAAAAUGCAGGUGGCUCUGGAGGCUAAAACCUUGGUCUUACCAGCAAUAGUGUGCGGCAAUGGUGUAUGUGAAGAAGAGGAAGUUUGCUCAACGUGCCCAGUUGACUGUGGCGAAUGUCUCUUCCAAUCUGAUAUUAGAAUGGCAAUUGCUGUACCUGUGGCACUGAUAAUUGCAGGAUUAAUUUUGGCAGCAGUGAAACGUUACAAUGUAUGGAAUAGACUUUGGAUUGACCAAAUGCCAGGAUUUAAGCAUUUUGUUUUUGUUUUUAGUGAUGGCAGAAUUGUGGCUAUUAAAAAAAUACAGAAGAAGACCUUUACCCUCUCCAAAACCAUUCGUAGGGAAGUAAAACAGAUAAGAGACCUUGACCACCCAAAUCUCUGUAAAUUUAUUGGAGGCUGCAUAGAAGUGCCCAAUGUUGCUCUCAUUACAGAAUAUUGCCCAAAGGGAAGCUUGAAUGAUGUGCUCCUUAGUGAAGAUAUACCUCUUAAUUGGGGCUUCAGGUUUUCCUUUGCUUAUGACAUUGCACAAGGCAUGGCUUACCUACACCAACACAGAAUGUACCAUUAUCGUCUCAAAUCUACCAAUUGUGUCAUUGAUGAUCGCUGGGUUUGUAAGAUUACAGAUUAUGGUCUGUAUACAUAUCGGAAAGCUGACACUAAUGUAUACCAAGAGCGUUUGGUGCAAGUUUACAUGCCUCCAGAAGAUGAAACAGUGUCUGGUCCAGAAAAAUCAGCAGCAGCAGACAUGUAUAGUUAUGCCAUUAUUUUACUUGAAAUCGCAACAAGAAAUGAUCCAGUUCCGAAGGAUGAAUCAGGUUCAGCAGAACAUUGCUGUUUACCAUUACCAGAGUUGAUAAAAGGGAAAUCAGACAAUGGUUGUCCUUGCCCUUCUGAGUAUGUAGAGCUGAUCAGGAGGUGCAGAAGCCAAAACCCUGUGCAAAGGCCUACAUUUGAGCAGGUGAAGAAACAACUGUACAAGAUGAAUCCUCACAAAGUCAGCCCUGUGGAUCUGAUGAUGACUCUGAUGGAAAAAUACAGUAAGCAUUUGGAACAACUGGUGGCAGAACGUACUCAGGACUUAAUGCAUGAAAAACAAAAGACAGACAGAUUAUUGUACAGCAUGCUACCAAAACAAGUUGCAGAUGACUUGAGACAGGGUAAGCCUUCACAAGCCCAGAGUUAUGCCAGUGCAACCAUAUUUUUCAGUGAUAUUGUUGGAUUUACCCACUUAUCUAGUAGCAGCACUCCUUAUCAAGUGGUUGAUUUCCUUAACAAGCUGUAUACCACCUUUGAUGAUAUUAUUGACAACUACGAUGUAUAUAAAGUGGAGACAAUUGGUGAUGCCUAUAUGGUUGUUUCUGGAGUUCCCAAGGAGAAUGGCAUCCGACAUGUCAGCGAAAUUGCCAGUAUGGCUUUAGAUCUAGUUUCUGUGUGUAAGACUUUCCGAAUUCCACACAAGCCAAACACACAGCUAAAGAUACGGGCCGGAAUUCACUCAGGCUCAGUUGUAGCAGGAGUUGUUGGUACAAAAAUGCCCAGGUACUGUUUAUUUGGCGAUACAGUGAACACCGCAUCACGAAUGGAAUCAACAAGUGAAGCCCUGAAAAUACAGUGCAGUUCUAGCACUCACGACCUACUAAAACAGAUUGGAGGUUAUAUACUUGUGUGCCGGGGGACAUUACAAGUCAAGGGGAAAGGAGAUAUGACAACCUACUGGCUGGAAGGCAAGAAAAACACCCCAAGAAAGAAUGUUAUUCCGAAUAUUUCAGCAGUCCUACAAGAAAACGAGAGAGAGGCGUUGAACUUGAUACCUGGUGUUUUAUCCAGUGAGGCAUUGUUAACUUAAUUUUGAUUGUAACAGACUGUGCCAAAUGAAAAUUCAUGUACUCUUUCUUGCAUAUUACACUAUGUAAUGUAACAGGAUAAUGCCCAAGGCACUUUACAGUAUCUGAGUGAAAUGAUCUGGAAUAUGUGCUUGUUAGCGGCACUGGAGAAAACAAGAACUGUUGCUGGCAAUUGGAAGGAGCUAUGCUAAAAACUGACACACUGGGACUUUAACAAAUCAUUAUUGUCAUUUGGUAUUUUAGAAGACAAUUGUGUGUUAUGUAUAACUUCUUUGAUGUAUUUAGUACUAAAACAAUGAUGAGUUAUUUUUAUACAAAUGUGGGAGAAUUUUCAUGGUCCGUUCACAUUAAUGAGUAAACAUUUAAAAAUGUGGAUGUCAAGUUAUGCAAAGUUAUGGCAGUAUAAGCCACAACCUUAAGGUUUAUUCAUCUGUAUGUUUUGCAAUGUAAUGAUGCUAUAGUUGCAAUGCAAUGGCGGGUUUCCUUGUAAGUAAAACAGCAGCACUAUAAUUAGCAAUGAACAGACAAAUUUCAAACAAAAUCUGCAGAGUGAACAAUGCCUUAAAUCAGGGGUACUACUAUCAUUGGUGGUCUCCUUUUAGAUCUUCUACCUCAAAUGUUACACUGUCAUAGACAAUGUCAAUUCACUGCAUUACACUGACAGAAAGCAGCUAGGAUUGCAUUUAACCCUUUCACUGCCAGUCAAAUUAACCACCAUUUGCACACACUGCCUGGCGAGUUUUUGGGGAACUUUUUGUAAAUCUAGGGAAGCUAGAUAUUGUAUUCUAAAGCUUCUAUAUCUGGCUGACUUUUUGUUUAAUUCUACUUAUCAAUUCAGCUGUAGUAACUAAUCCGCAGAGAGCAUUUACUGAUCACUGGUUUAAAAGGAAACAGCUGCUAUGAGUUACUGGACCUGGGCAGCUUUUGUGCUUUUCAUUACACAUGGAGUAAAUGCUUAAAAAAUUAACAAUUUGCCUGUUUUUGUGACAUUUUGUGAACAUUCUAUGUACAAUUAUGACAUAUACUUUAGCCACUGAAAGAACAACAUACUUCCUACUUCUACUACUCCAAACAACCAAUCUACAAAGCUUUGCUUCAUUUAAUACAAAAGAGAAAAGAAGAGACAAAUUCCCCAAUUAGUUAUGUAUUACCCAAAUUAUAGUACAAAAAGCAAUGUUUAUUAUGAAUUAAUUAGCCAAAAAAUGCUAAAAUAUUCUGCGCCAAAACAAAGCAAUCUGUUAUGGAGGGGCCCUCCAUUCUUAAAUCAAUUAAUACAACAACAAUUCAGUGACAAUAAACUACUGGAUAAAUUCUGUAACUUAUUGCUUAUAAAAGUUUAUAUUUCAAAUAACUCAAUAAACAUUUCCACAAGUUAGGGCAAUUUUAAGGGGUCUGGUCAGACCACUUGAAAAAUCUGCACAAUGUUAUCAACUUUUUAUAUCCAAUUGGAAGUGCCAAGAAAACACAUCAGAUAGGGUUAAAAACUGUCUCACUUUAAAUGAAAAGCCAUGUAAUUAUAGUUACCAACUCUGGAAUGUUGCCAGCAUCACCCCAAGACAGACAGUCUUUGUAGAAAGCAAUUCACUUAUAAUUCAAACUUAUCUCUAUCAGGCAUGGCUCACUUCUUGGCACUUGAAUUACAGCUUGUGGAGGAAAGAGGGAGCCCAGCUCUCAGAGGUUAUUGCUGUUCAACCUCAACAAAAAUGUACGGUGCAUUGAGAGUGGUAACUCAUCUAGUUUGGAACAAACAUUCAAUGGGGAAUUGUAAUGGCAAUAAAAUUGCUAAAAUAUUCUCUAAAACCACUUAUAUAAAUAGGCAGCAUGAUUAGUGCUCUCACUAAUUACACAGAAGAGUCAUCCAAUGGAACUGUAUGUUAACAAUGUAAGGUUGCUGUAAUCCACAAGUUAAAAAAAACUACUGGUAGAUCAAGAUCUAUCUUUGGGCACCCUGCCUUAAAUGUUAUUUGCGGCCUAUAUUUGUGGUUAUUUAGGGGCAUAUUUAAAAAGAUGUGUAAAAUAUUUAAUGUGAAAUUAAAGAACUGUAAAAUGUAGUAGAAAAUAAAUGGUCCAUUUAUAAUGUUUUGUUGUUGUCCUUAUGUCUGGACUAACGACUGCGUUGCAGCCAUUACAAAGGGCCUGAUUAUAAUGAAUACUGAAUAGCAAAUAAAUGAAUAAAAUAUAGCCUUAUUAGGUGCAAGUAUGGAGAAUGCAGUUAAUUAGUUUAAUAUAGUGUUCAGUCUUCCUUGAUAAGCACCAGAGACUGAAUGCAAUACAUGCAAACAUGCCCCACAGACACCCCCACAUGAUACAAAGUAACCCAAGCAAUACGUUACUUUACAUACCACUAUGACUUAUUACUAUUGCUAAGAACCUAGAACAUAAAGACAUGGAAAUGAACUAAUGCAGAAAUGGAAAGAUAAAGAGAUCAUCAAUGCUAUACAGCCCUGCCCAUCAGAUUA